Messenger RNA from Rhipicephalus microplus (southern cattle tick), 2151 nucleotides. Its product is annotated as sodium-coupled monocarboxylate transporter 2. Lineage: Eukaryota; Metazoa; Arthropoda; Arachnida; Ixodida; Ixodidae. Gene Ontology annotation, biological process: sodium ion transport; transmembrane transport. The record is from RefSeq and is a predicted model, not a curated record. Gene Ontology annotation, cellular component: membrane. Gene Ontology annotation, molecular function: symporter activity.
UGAAGAGCCCAGACACGUUGUUCUCCCGUGUGUUCACUUCGAUCGGAACUGAAUCACCGCAUGUGUCGGCAAAAGAGAUAACAGCCAAGGACCACUAUGGUGCACCCUAUAGAGUACUUGAUCUUCACCAUCAUAGUGGGAGGCAACAUCCUUCUGGGCCUGUACUUCUCCUUCCGUAAGCGAGCUGGCCUUCAGGAUGACACAGAUGAAGUGUUUCUCGGGAACCGAACGCUGGCCAUGUUUCCCUUAGCCGUUUCAGUGCUGGCAUCGAUGAUGUCGGCUCUCGGCAUUGUGGGAUUCACGGCUCAUUACUACGCGUAUGGUAUACAUAUGAUGUGGGGUAUGCUGCCCAUGCUGGUUACUAUGCCUUUCAUAACGAUCAUCAUAGUGCCGGUGUUUUACAAGCUGAAGAUCACAUCUGUCUUUGAGUACCACAGGAUGCGGUUCGGCAGUUCCAUUGCAGCUGCAACUUGCGCUUUGUACUUUCUUUUCGCGCAAAGUUUGGGUGCACUGUGCAUUUACACAGCGUCCCUGGCUGUAUCAACAGUGUUUGGUUUUCCUGUAACCUGGUGCAGCCUCGUGAUCGGCUUGACAGGGACUGUAUAUACUGCACUGGGUGGUCUACGGGGUGUGGUAUGGACUGACUGCGUACAAGCCAUUGUAAUUUUAGCCGCCCCAGCAACCAUCAUAGUCAAAGUACUGUGGGACGCCAGCAAACGACGUCUAAGGCCAAUGACGCUCGAGGACUUCAAGCCAUUCGCAUUUCAAUACAAUUUGGACUUCACCCAGGAUGAGAACCUAUGGUCGUGUCUCAUCGGGCUGUUGUGGACAUGGAUCUAUCGAGCAGGCCUUGACCAGAUUAUGGUACAACGCUACUUAGCUUCACGAACACUACGUGAUGCUCAAAGAACCGCAUGGUGGGGCACCUUACUCAUCAUUGCUUACUUCAUUGUUGCUGCCGCUCUGGGCCUCAUUAUGGCUUACUGGUAUAGGGAUUGCGACCCUAUGGUAGCGGGCGUGAUCACUAGCCUAGAUCAGGUAAUACCAUACUACGUGAACACCCAUUUGGCAGGAUUUAUUGGAUUUUCUGGCCUCUUCUUGGCAGGUGUUGUGGGCGCCACCACGAGUACCAUAUCAUCCGCCAUAAAUUCACUGGCUGCCGUGACCUACGUGGAGUUUGUCGCUAUGUUUGCCGCACCAACACCCAAAGUAUCGCUUCUCCUGACGAAACUCCUAGCCUUCGCAUCAGGAAUAAUAAUGAGCCUUUAUGCAAUUGUCAUUCCAUACAUGGGCUCUACCGGUAGGGUUUUGAUGGUGCUGCAGAGUUGCAUUACCGCUCCUUUCGUAAGCCUUUCGAUAUUAGGUCUAGCUUUUCCCUGGGUGGACACCAAGGCAGCCGUUAUAGCGGCUGCUAUUGGAUGUGCCUGGCAAGGAGGAUACACGGUAAUCGACAUGAUGUACGGUGCCAGCCCUCCGAGAAUGGCGGCGUCUUUGGAUGAAUGUGCUGCUGGCGAUUUCAUGGAAUUGCGAGCUCAGAGCAACCUGUCACUUUCAAUCACAGAAACGUCAAGGAAUGAACGCGAUAACAACAAUUUGUUCGACGCUCUGUUCGACGCUACGUCGCCGCUUGUUUUGAUGGUGCUGCAGAGUUGCAUUACCGCUCCUUUCGUAAGCCUUUCGAUAUUAGGUCUAGCUUUUCCCUGGGUGGACACCAAGGCAGCCGUUAUAGCGGCUGCUAUUGGAUGUGCCUGGCAAGGAGGAUACACGGUAAUCGACAUGAUGUACGGUGCCAGCCCUCCGAGAAUGGCGGCGUCUUUGGAUGAAUGUGCUGCUGGCGAUUUCAUGGAAUUGCGAGCUCAGAGCAACCUGUCACUUUCAAUCACAGAAACGCGGAGCCAGGCGUCAUUCGUAAUGAUUUCUUCUUAUUGGAACAAUUUCAUAAUCACGACAGCGAUGAUUUUUAUAGGCUUGAUUCUUAGCCUGAUUACAGUAUUCGAAGAAGAAGCCGCACUGAUUGGCUGUUUUCUAAAAGGAUCUCUGCUGGUAACAGCGUAUCGGCCAAUGGCCGAGGAUCAUCGACUCUGUUUCAUGAUGAAGACUGAAGCUAUAAAGUCGACCUGCCACGUCUUCCAACCAGUAACGACGUUUUGA